AUUCCUAGUCCACCUCAACCAAGCUUCCAACAAAUCCUCCUAUUCAUCUCCAACUCCUACCUCAAGGCACAUGACUCUUCAUCAUUUUCCAUGUGCUCUCUCUUCCUACUCAUCAAGAAUUCUCCAAGUCAUCUACUCCAACCAAUAAUCCUCCUCACAUUCAUCCAAGUUGUCAUAUCAUCACACAAGACUCUCAUGAUUCCUUACUUUUCUCACCUUCCAACUCAACAAAGCUUUCAUUCCUCCUCCUCUCCUUCCUUUCCAACUCAUCCAAGUUUCUCUCCAACACCACAUGGUCUACAACUCCAAGUCACCAAAGGCUCAACAACUAUCACAUGCUCCACUACUAUUCAUCUUCACCAAGAAUCCUCUCCAACUUCUCAAGAAGUUUCUCAAAGUACAACAAGGCAUCUCCAAGCUCCUCUCCUCCAAGCUCCCCUUCAAGUCUUCUUCAAGCUCCUCAAGCUCACACCACUACAAAGGCUCCUUGUUAGCAUUCAUGUUCUAUGUCUCUAGAGAUGGUAUUACCAUGCUACCUUUCUUCCUAGACUACUAUGAGUGGUCUCUUUCUCAUGCAUGUCCUUGUAUCCACCAUGGAUUAUAAGGCUUGUACUAUACCCUAUUUCAUAUAAGUUU
Messenger RNA from Closterium sp. NIES-67, 636 nucleotides. The record is from the annotation of a GenBank genome assembly. NCBI's taxonomy places the organism in Eukaryota, Viridiplantae, Streptophyta, Zygnematophyceae, Desmidiales, Closteriaceae.